ACUCCUAUCAAAUCUAAAUCUAUCUCGGGGUUAUUAAGCUGCAAUAGUUGAAACUGGACUUCCCCUUCUUCUACAUUUUCCAAUUUCCCACCCGCUUGAAGUCACAAACAUUUUUUCUCUCCUUUCUCUGUUGCAGAUCUCUCUCUCUCUGCCACAACUUCCAGGAUCAGCCAAAUGUCUGCAACCGAUGCAGACACCGAACCCCAAAACGGCUCAACCGAACCACAACCAGUAACGGCCGACACAGAUCUCGCACCGGACACCUCUACAGAACCCCCAACCGAAUCAAACGACGCACCAUCGACUGAUAUCGAUCCCAACUUUGACGAACCAGCUGACCGGCCGAUCCAAUCCGACAACGCCGUUCCGACGACCGCCGCAGAUUCCAAUCUCGACCAACCAACUGAAUCGAACGAGCAAUUGAUCGAAUCGAACAAGCAUUUGGUCGGAUCCAAUGGGACGGAGAUUACGGCGUCGGUUGAGGAGGAGGAAAGUAGUAAGGGACCGGGGCUACGGAAAGACGAGGGGAGUAGGACUUUUACGAUGAGGGAGUUGCUGGAUGGAUUGAAGAACGGCGAAGCGAAUGAGGAGUCCGAAGGGGAAAAGCAAGAGACGAGCUCUUCCUAUGGUCAAGAAAGCACACAACAUCAGCAAUAUAUAGACCAGAACAAUGCUGCCAUGGACUUAAUCAAUAGCGUCACAGGUGUUGAUGAGGAGGGUCGGACUCGCCAACGGGCUCUUACAUUUGCCGCCAGGAGAUAUGCUAGUGCAGUAGAGACAAACCCAGAAGAUUAUGAUGCACUGUACAAUUGGGCACUGGUGCUUCAGGAAAGUGCUGAUAAUGUUAGUCCUGAAUCUAGUUCACCUACAAAAGAUGCCUUGCUUGAAGAAGCAUGCAGAAAGUAUGAUGAGGCGACCUGUCUUUGCCCUACACUUCAUGAUGCUUAUUAUAAUUGGGCCAUAGCAAUUUCUGAUCGUGCAAAAAUGCGAGGCCGUACGAAAGAGGCUGAAGAAUUAUGGAAGCAGGCGACAAGAAACUAUGGAAAAGCAGUCCAACUUAACUGGAACAGUCCCCAGGCGCUCAAUAAUUGGGGACUGGCUCUGCAGGAACUAAGUGCGAUUGUUCCUGCGCGAGAAAAGCAAACAAUUGUGAAAACCGCAAUUAGCAAGUUUCGUGCGGCAAUACAGUUACAAUUUGAUUUCCAUAGAGCAAUUUACAACCUGGGGACUGUUCUGUAUGGACUAGCAGAGGACACUUCGAGAAUUGGGGGAUCAAUCAGUGCAAAAGAGGUUUCCCCUGAUGAGUUAUACAGCCAAUCUGCAAUCUAUAUUGCUGCCGCACAUGCAUUGAAACCAACUUACUCUGUUUACACUAGUGCCCUGAAGCUUGUGCGCUCCAUGCUGCCACUGCCCUAUCUAAAGGUCGGAUAUCUGACUGCACCACCUGCAGGAAGUCCAGUUGCGCCUCACAGUGAUUGGAAACGUACGGAAUUCGUCCUGAAUCAAGAAGGGCUUUACCAGGUUCACAAAGUUGAGCAAAAAGAGAUGACGCAUAACCUGUACGGAAGAGAGUCUAUUACUGCUAAUAAACCAGUUGUUAAAGUUGAUAUUCCGGAUAUCGUCUCUGUCUCAGCAUGUGCUGAUCUGACAUUACCACCAGGUGCAGGCCUCUGUAUUGAUACAACUCAUGGACCAGUUUUCUUGGUUGCUGAUUCGUGGGAUUCUAUGGAUGGAUGGCUCGAUGCAAUCCGACUAGUCUACACAAUUUUUGCACGAGGGAAGAGUGAUGUUCUGGCAGGUAUAAUAGCCGGAUAGUUCUUUUUGUAUGAGUGUAUUAUAUUGCCUAUGGCAAUGUUUUUGUAGAAUGAACAUUCCUUGUUUUAUAGAUACUUGAAUUAAUAUCACAUUUAAUCUUUGGGAUGAUUCGGCGGUAGUCAAGGGGUUCGGUUUUCCAGACUGAUUACGCUGUUUGUUGAUCUGAUAUGAUCUGCACUCUUACAACAACCUGAAGAACUUUCCAUUUGUUGGUGUACAUUGUAUUGUAUGUUGCUGAGAAUUAGAUGAAACAUUCUCAUGUUUGUUUCAGACUUAAA
This is a messenger RNA of Rhododendron vialii, 2093 nucleotides long. Its product is annotated as protein HLB1. Gene Ontology annotation, molecular function: protein binding. The record is from RefSeq and is a predicted model, not a curated record. The transcript has 14 exons. NCBI's taxonomy places the organism in Eukaryota, Viridiplantae, Streptophyta, Magnoliopsida, Ericales, Ericaceae. The coding region runs from base 175 to 1815 and encodes 546 amino acids.